This is a messenger RNA of Monodelphis domestica (gray short-tailed opossum), 1453 nucleotides long. RefSeq lists its product as uncharacterized. The record is from RefSeq and is a predicted model, not a curated record. Lineage: Eukaryota; Metazoa; Chordata; Mammalia; Didelphimorphia; Didelphidae.
CUUUCUCUUUCAACUGAGUAAGCAUUCCUAGCUACCAUAGUAGCAACAGCCACUCCAUUAAGUAGUAACCUUAGGACCAAGAUGGCACCAAUUUAGAUAAAAUCCAGGCUUACUUUCAACUACUGAUGAGGACAAUUCUGCGCCUGUUUCAGACUUAUGGGACUGAAUGAGCCUUGCUUUUAGACUGCUAUCAUACUCAUCCUUGCCAACCCACCAAAACUGGACACCAGUUUGGAAUCCAAAGAUUAUCAUCUGAUUCAUACCAAAGACAUCUGUUUUCUGUAAGAUUAUAUAUAGUCCUUCCAUUUUCUGCUUAACACAACAAAACUUCCUCUUCGGUGGAUCUUGGUAUAUGAAUAAAGGCAGGUGGAUUUAAUUUUAAUCCUUCUCACAUAAAAGUGAAAAAAUGGUUGUCUUAGGUUCCAAGUGGAUCGUGAAGGGGCAGCUAUCCCGCCUUUUUCCCUCUCUUACUCCUGAGCAAAGUCAGCUCCACCUUGAACAACAGCAACAACAGUAUGAGGUGAAAAAAAAUCUCUGGAGAGAUAACAAGAUCUUUCGGGAUGAGAAUAAAGCCCUCCGCAAGGAGAAUAAGUUCCUUUGGAUAGAAAACAAGGCUCUCCAAGGAGAAAAUAAAACCUUUCGAAUAGAAAACCAGGUACUUCGGGAGUCAAAUCAGUCCCUUAGACAGCAAAAUCAGAUGCUCUGGGAGGAUAAAAGAGUUGUUUGGGAACACACAAAGGCCCUCUACGAAAAAAGCAAUGCCUUGAGUAAGGAAAAAAAAGCUUUUUUGGAACAGAACAGAGCCCUUCAGGCACAGAUCAAGGCUCUCCAAGAGCAAGAGAGAGCCUUCCAAAAUGAGGAAAAAGCACUUCAAGAAGAGAUCAAGUCCCUCCACGAGGAGAUCAAGGCCCUCCAACAUCAGAAAAGUGCUCUGAACAUGGAGGAGCAGGCCUUGUGGAAGGAAGGCAAGGCCCUGCGAUUGGAAGAGCAGGCCCUGUGGAAGGAAGAGCAGGCUCUUCGGGAGGAAAAUAAAGCUCUCAGGGAGGAGAACAAUGCCCUACAGGAGGAAGAAAGAGCCCUUCGGGAGGAAGCCAACAUCCUUGAAGAAUGGAAUAAGAUCCUCAAAGGGGAUGGAGAGAAUACUACACCUACCUAUGAGAUUGUAGAAUAAAGACCUAGAACAGAAGUACAGUUUGCAGCUGUGUCUGCAUCCCUGAGAGAGGAAGAUCCAGGGCAUUCUACAAAAGAUGAAAAACUAACCAAAAAUAACAAGAACACAAAAAAGUCAAUGACAACAAAAAAAAGUAUGGAAAUCACCUGGACCAUUGAAACCAGUUAGAGUGGAAUGAUUAUGCUGGGCUUGGGGCCAAAGGCCUUAAAUUUUACCACUGUAAACUUAUUCAGUAGCUGGUCCUGGAAACAAUAUAGUGCUGAUAAAAAUUCAAUAGAGCAA